CCAUCAUGACCUCUCACCCCCCCAGAAGUUGCUGCUACCAGGGCGUCAAGCACGAGGGAGAAGCCACGGGCAGCUAUUCCACGCUCAACGAUUUCGAGAUCUACACAAACUACCCCGCCGAUAAGUCCACUGAGCACGGUAUCCUGAUCAUCACAGACGUCAUUGGCCACCGCUUCAUCAACGCCCAGCUCAUUGCCGACCAAUUCGCCGCCAAUGGCUACUUUGUCAUGAUGCCCGACCUCUUCGACGGCGAUGCCAUCCCCCUCAACCGUCCCGCCGGCUUUGACCUCCAAGCCUGGCUCCGGGGAGAGUACCACAAGGAAAAGAAGGGUCACCUGCCCGCCGACGUCGACCCUAUCAUCGAGGCCUGCAUUACCGAGAUGAGGAGCAAGUACGGUGUCAAGAAAAUCGGCGCCGUCGGCUACUGCUUCGGCGGCAAGUACGUCGUCCGUCACUUGCACCCCGAACAGGGCAAGAUUGACGCCGGAUACACCGCUCACCCGUCCUUCGUCACGGCGGAAGAGCUGAAGGCCAUCAAGGGCCCCCUGUCUAUCUCGGCGGCUGAGGUUGAUGCGAUCUUCCCCACCGAGAAGCGUCACGAAUCCGAGGUUAUUCUCAAGGAUCUGGGCUUCCCGUACCAGAUCAACCUGUACAGUGGUGUUGAGCAUGGCUUUUCGGUUCGUGGUAACCCCGAGAAACGUACUGUGCAGUACGCCAAGGAAAGUGCUUUCCUGCAGGCUGUUCAGUGGUUCAAAGAGCACUUGUAGGGAGGAGUCGAAGGGUGAUUCGAUUGUUCGAAGUAAUGCGUGGGCUCCAGAGCUGUGCUGUAACUGCGGAGUACCACUUGAGCGUUUAAAAAGCAACAUAAGUAUAUAUGAAGCAAAUUUAACCAUUGCAUGACUGCAUACAUUCUAA
Molecule: messenger RNA, 915 nt
Organism: Aspergillus heteromorphus CBS 117.55
Lineage: Eukaryota; Fungi; Ascomycota; Eurotiomycetes; Eurotiales; Aspergillaceae
Product: alpha/beta-hydrolase
Exons: 3
Coding region: 6-767 (253 amino acids)
Molecular function (GO): hydrolase activity
Source: RefSeq, a predicted model, not a curated record